Balaenoptera musculus (blue whale) is the source of this 1745-nucleotide messenger RNA. It is a transcript of the gene DYDC1, whose product is annotated as DPY30 domain containing 1. Gene Ontology annotation, cellular component: Set1C/COMPASS complex. NCBI's taxonomy places the organism in Eukaryota, Metazoa, Chordata, Mammalia, Artiodactyla, Balaenopteridae. The transcript has 6 exons. The record is from RefSeq and is a predicted model, not a curated record. The coding region runs from base 268 to 741 and encodes 157 amino acids.
GACGGGACGCGACUCGCGGGUAGGUAGGCGCGUGCGUCAGCCGCCCGCAUUUAGAACGCAGGCGCAGUCUGGGAAGAACGGCUCCUGGUGCUGGGCUGGGUUCCGGCGGACGGAGGCGGUUUUGACCGUUGGACCUUGCGAGUGGUGUAGGGCUCAGGCGACGUCCAGGCUCCAGAGGCGAGAGAGGGUUAGCUCAGCGCCAGACUCCGUGGACACCUCUGCGGCUGGGUCCUCCUCCUCGGUGAGGUUUUUAUUUAGCAGUUAGAAAUGGAGUCGGCAUAUCUUCAAAAGAAUCUUGGGACCUGUCUAACUCAAGGUCUUGCAGAAGUGGCAAGGAUGCGCCCAGUGGAUCCAAUAGAAUACUUAGCAUUGUGGAUUUACAAGUAUAAGAACAAUGUGACCGUGGAGCAACAAAGACAAGAGGAAAUGGCCCAGUUGGAGCAUGAAAGAGAAUUAGCUGUGAUGGAGCAGGAAAUGAUGGAGAGACUUAAAGCAGAGGAGCUCCUGUUUCAGCAGCAACAGCUGGCAUUCCAGCUGGAGUUGGAAAUGCAAGAAAAAGAGAGACAGAGAAUAGAAGAACUGCAGAGAGCUCAAGAACAAUUUGAGAAGGAUGGAACCGACUCAGGCAAAACACUAGCUGAAAUUAGUGAUCGAUACGGAGCGCCGAACUUGAGCAGAGUGGAAGAACUUGAUGAACCGAUGCUAUCUGACGUUGCAUUAAACAUUGAUCAAGAUUUGUAGGAUCAACCAACCAAAGAACAAUAAAUUUUUUCUUCUUCUUUCAAGUUUCAAAAUAGAAGGUCCCCAAUUGUUUUUUUUCCCUCCAAACUUGAACUCUGCUUUUCCUCCCUCUAAAGACAGCUUUAUAAAUGGGCUUCCAGAGUGGCCUUAAAAUACUGUUUUGAUUACUUGUAUGACACCAUUUUGAUUACUUGUAUGAUGCCAGUGAGAGAACAGGAGAGAGUGUUUCCCAAAGCAACCAAAAGGGGCAAAUGGGAGACGAGCUGAAAAGAAUGUGUGCAUCUAUGUGAGAACAAGAUUGCCAGAGUUGAAAGUUACUGGUUCUAUGACAAGUGAAAGAGGCUGCCACUGUGUAGAGCUCAGGAAUCGUCAACAUGCUUUAGAUAUGGUGGGUCCUCCUGGGAGUGCACUGCAAAGAUUCCCCCAGUUUUCUGGGGAGUGAUGCUUUGUAGUACCACUUUAAUCCAUGCUUAUUGAUGGGGCUGGGAUGGGGAGGGAUGCAAAGGUCCCAGGAACAGGGUAGCAUUGUUUUUUCUGGAACAGUCACUGGGCAGAGGGCCUGUGCUGCUGUUGAAAGGAAGAUCUUAGUGGACACAGGCCAUGCAAGGUGCUUCCUUCAGUGGAUGCUGGGUGGUCUGUGGACCUUGACUGCACUCUUGGCCUCCUGGAGGUUUCAUGUCUAACUUUGAGCUUUAGGGAGAACUUUGCUUCUUUUAUAAAAUUCUUCCAAACCUAAGUCUAUGUUAUGAGUCCUUUCUGUUCCUUAAGGAAUGGUGGAAGCAUAAAUGCCAGGAAGAGGCUUCUUUAAAAAAAAAAAUUCUGUUUUUGGUUAUAACAUACCUUUCCCGAGGCAGUGAGAACAGAACAGCCUAGUUGCUUAAAUGGGAAAAGAAAAAGGGAAAAAAUAAUGGGAAAAAUAUCUAUUUAAUUAAAAGAAAUGUUAUAUCAGUUCUGUACAUUUUAUAACAAGGUUUUUUUUUUAAAUUUUAUAAAUUUAUUUAUUU